Molecule: messenger RNA, 5143 nt
Organism: Manis pentadactyla (Chinese pangolin)
Lineage: Eukaryota; Metazoa; Chordata; Mammalia; Pholidota; Manidae
Gene: CCDC85A
Product: coiled-coil domain containing 85A
Exons: 7
Coding region: 1580-3328 (582 amino acids)
Biological process (GO): negative regulation of DNA-templated transcription
Cellular component (GO): nucleus
Source: RefSeq, a predicted model, not a curated record
UCUAUCCUGGAGAGGAGAACAUUCACCUAAAUGACAUGCCCAUGACCAAAUGCAUCUUUUUUCUAGCAAAAGACAUGUUUUCAGUUCCAAACCGAUUCCGUGGAUAAGAGGGUGGAAUUGGUUAGGGCCGGGGAGGGAAUUUUGAAGCCCAAAUUUAGAACCCAGAGACACAGAGUACCCGCUUCCAGAAAUUGCCAUCAUAAAAAGCCCAACCGCUAAGUACAUGGCAGCCUGCGGCACAGAGGAAAAUGGAAAUUUCCUUGCCUGGCAUUUCAGCUUGCCUAAGGGGCUGUGCUUUGCUCAGAGGGGAGGUGACUGUGCUGACCUUAAAAUCCAGACCUCGAAAAGCAGGAGAUGGAGGUAUUUAUUUUCCCCUUAACGGUUUGAUUUUUUUUUUUCAAAUAAAAACUUAAAAGAUCCAGUACUUUCCCCUGAAGCUUUCUCACAAAGUAGUGGAUUUUUAGAAAAGACAAAAGGCCUUGGGGGUGGGGAUGGGUGGUCCCUAAAGAGUAGUGCCCUGAGGCCUCUUACCCUUUACAGAGCUCUAGGAUUUUCUUAAACGUCCCUCCCUACUUCCCGAGUUUUUAAGUUUUUAUUUUGCCACCGACUGCUUCUUCCGUUCUACACACAGACAGUUACCCCUCGGGCCCUCUACCUAUCUUCCUUGAAACCCAAUCCGUCUAAACGCCAAGCAUCUCUCAUUUCGGUCGGCAGCUGUUGCCCUUGCCUGGUCGAUAGCCUGGCUUGCAGGGGGCGACGGAGGGGAGCUUCAUUCUCCACAUGGUGGCGCGCGCGAGCCUCCCAGAGCCCCGGCGGCCACGGCUCCUCACACUUCUCCCCCUCUGGCCCCACCCGCGCCCGUGCGCUGGAGGAGCCGCGCCCGCGGCCUUUCCUGGCGGGAUAGCAGGGAGCGCGUCCCCGGAGCCCGGGAAGCAGUCGAGCGGCAUCUAGGUGCGGCCGGCUGCAGGCUGCACGGGCUCCAGGCUCCUCCUUCUGCCGGUCCAGCCUUUAUCGCCCUCACCCUGCACCCCUCCUUGACUUGGCUCUGCAAAUCCAAGGUUUUCCCGAGCAGCCUAGGAGUGGCGGCGGGCGCAGCGAAGGCGGCCGGAGGUGCGCAGCCGGCCGGCCCGCCGCGCCGAGCCCAACUCUGGGGGCAGCAGCGGCAUCGUCGCUAGAGCAGCCCCGGAGGCUCCGCGGAGCCCGCGCGCUCUAGCCGGCUCGGAGAGGAGUGAAGCCCGGAGCGGCCCCCUGGCCAUCCCCACCUGUCCCCAAGGUCCUCCAGCGGCGCCGCCCGCUCCUCGGCGCCCCUCACCAUGGACUUAGGCGGAGUUCGGACGCACCGCGGCACUAGCGCGCGGGUGGUUGCCGGGCCCUGGGGGUGCGCGGGCGCGAGCGCAGGGAUGGCGAGGUAGGAUGGCUGCCCAGCGCUACCCCUGCCGCCCCAGCCCAGCGGCUCCCGGGCGGUGCAGCUGACUUGCCCGAGCUCACAGGGGUGUGGGCGGAAGCGGCCCCGUCGCCCGCGCCUUCGGGAGUCGCUUUACCUCUUCCACCCACUCGCACCUGCCACUGCACGGAUACCAUGUCGAAGGCCGCGGGAGGCGCGGCAGCGACGGCGGCGGCGGCGGAAAGUUGUCCCCCAGCCUCUGGCGGCCCGACCGCCACCGCCGCGGUGGAGGACCUGUCCAAAGUGUCGGACGAGGAGCUGCUGCAGUGGAGCAAGGAGGAGCUGAUCCGCAGCCUGCGGCGCGCGGAAGCCGAGAAGGUGAGCGCGAUGCUGGACCACAGCAACCUCAUCCGCGAGGUGAACCGCCGCCUGCAGCUGCACCUCGGCGAGAUCCGCGGGCUCAAGGAUAUCAACCAGAAACUCCAGGAGGAUAACCAGGAACUGAGGGACCUCUGCUGUUUCCUGGAUGAUGACCGGCAGAAAGGCAAGCGGGUGUCCCGGGAGUGGCAGAGACUGGGCCGCUACACGGCCGGGGUGAUGCACAAGGAAGUGGCCUUAUACCUGCAGAAGCUGAAGGAGCUGGAGGUGAAGCAGGAGGAGGUAGUGAAGGAGAACAUGGAGCUCAAGGAGCUCUGCGUGCUGCUGGACGAGGAGAAGGGUGCAGGCUGCGCGGGCAGCCGUUGCUCCAUCGACAGCCAGGCCAGCCUGUGCCAGCUCCCUGCCCCGCCGGCACCCUGUGUGAGGGAUGUGGGGGACGGAAGCAGCACAUCCAGCACGGGCAGCACCGACAGCCCUGACCACCACAAGCACCAUGCCGGCAGCGGCAGCCCUGAGCACCUGCAGAAGCCCCGUGCCGAGGGCAGCCCGGAGCACUCCAAGCACAGGAGCACCAGCCCCGAGCACCUACAGAAACCCAGGGCCGCUGGGACCCCAGAUCACCCAAAAGCACUCAGAGGACCCAGCCCUGAGCACCACAAACCCUUGUGCAAGGGCAGUCCUGAGCAGCAGAGGCACCCGCACCCGGGGAGCAGCCCUGAAACACUGCCCAAGCAUGUGCUGGGCGGGAGCCCAGAACACUUCCAGAAGCACAGGUCUGGGGGCAGCCCUGAACAUGCCAGGCACAGCGGCGGGAGCCCCGAGCACCUUCAGAAACAUGCCCUUGGGGGGAGCCUGGAGCAUCUACCCAGAGCCAGGGGCACCAGCCCAGAGCAUCUCAAACAGCAUUAUGGGGGGAGCCCCGAACACAAACACGUGGGCGGAGGAGGCGGAGGCAGUGGAGGAGGCAGCAGGGAGGGCACCCUCCGAAGGCAGGUGCAAGAGGACAUGUCACCCCAUCACCGGAGUGUCUACAGUGGCAUGAACGAAUCAACCUUGUCCUAUGUUAGGCAGCUGGAGGCAAGAGUAAGACAGCUGGAGGAAGAAAAUCGCAUGCUGCCCCAGGCCACCCAGAAUAGAAGGCAACCUCCAACUAGAAACAGCUCAAAUAUGGAGAAAGGCUGGGGGCCCAGAGCCCGGCGGGUCUUGCAGUGGUGGCAAGGGUGCCGUGGAAUAGGACGAUGCCUGCCCGCGCUCCCGGGUUCUUUUAGGUUGUCAUCAGGGGCUGAUGGGAGUAACAGUUCACCCAACUCUCCAGCUAGCUUCAGUGGACAUACCACACCUUCUCAGCAGCCUGAACCCGUGGUACAUUCUCUUAAGGUCUUGGAUGUUCAGGAAACUAUAGAUCGUCAACAGGGUAAAGAGUAUGAAAAUGACCUUAGUGAGACAGAAAAAGCUAUAGUCAGAGAAAUGUGCAAUGUUGUGUGGAGGAAACUUGGAGAUGCUGCAGGUUCGUGUCCUGGAAUUAGGCAACAUUUGUCUGGAAACCAGUACAAAGGACCAAUGUGAGACACACUUUUUCGAAAAACAUGAGAUCACCACUGCCAGAGAGAAAUAAAAGAAGAAAAGAAUGAAUUUCCACAAACCUGAACUCAUGGAAUAACAUGGUGUGACUGUACAUUGCACAUAUUUCACCCCUAAAACCUUUAGCAUAGCUAACGCUAUAUUUUAUCUUUCUCACUUUGAAGUCCACAGCAGUCAAUCUCAAACAAGGUAGCUUUGAAAAUAUCACAAUUUUGGUACCAGUAUUUUCAUUAGAACUAACACAUUUUUGGUUCCUCAGAUCUAAGAUUGUAAUUGGGAAACCUGCAUGACUGGAAGAGUCCAAUAGAGUGUCCAUAGUUUAUAGAGUUGACUCAGUGCAUAUAAUGGUGAGUUUUCUACCAUGUUGUAUUGAUAGUAAGAAGAGGUGUCUUCUAGCUUCCCAAGUUUGAAAAUUGGGCACCUAUUUCUUACAUUUUAGUCAACAAUUACUACUUUCUGCACUUGUACCACUUUCAGAAAUUGUAAUUUCUGAUGUGUAAUUAAUUUGGAUACAAGUAAAAUUAGAUUUCUGGGAUUUUAUUUUGUUUUGACUUUUAAGGUGCUAAAAAAAAAUACUACAUAAAUUCUACUUACUAUCUCUAAGGGUAGCAUUAUCAGAGGGUACCUUUUAUUUCAGUUGAUCAAAUAAAUAUAUCUUUUCUUCAAAUCUUGAAGUAUUGUUCAUGAAGACCACAUCUUGGGGAACGUUACCAACUUCCAUAUUCAUUCAGUGUAUCUGUUGAUGUGUUAAUACUAACAAUUUCAAUUAAAGAACAAGCAAACAUAAUUUUUCUAAGUGUUUCCAGUUGUAUAAUGUUAAUUUCUACAGUUUAGUUUCUAGACAUGCUGUUAUAUUUAAUAAACUUUAUGUAAACUUUAAAAUAUUGCACUGCAUUUAUGAAGAAAAGCUUUCUUUGCCUACAGCAGCUAUCUAACAUUUUAAGAAACUGACGCAUGUCCUUCAUUAUUGAGGCUAAAAGCUCUUUUCAGAUUGCUUGAGGUUUGAAAAAGAGGUGUGCUAGCUUUGCUUAGUUUAUCUCUUAUUUUUGGUAUAUAUAUAUAUAUAUAUAAAUUAUUAUAUAUAUAUAAUAUUAGAUUGUGUAUAUUGGAAAUGCUAUGAUAGGUAUUUUGUGUUUAUUCAUAUGCAAUGAUAAUUUCUUGUAUGAAUGUGCAAGAGGCCUGUGACAGAAUGCUAAGUUUUUAUUGCAGUUUAAGAUUAUAAAAGUAGGAAUGCAACAAUUCCCAGUUGGCAGAUUUCUUCUAAAAUACUCAGAUUUGAUUCAUAGCAGAUAGUCAUCAUCAUUGUUGUUUUUAAAUAGGCUCAUUGCACAGUGUAUUAAUUGUCAUUGCUGAAAGAAUUUCUUUGUACUUUCUAAAAUGUUAGUUAUGAAAAACCAGACCCCUCUGUUUUCAGAAAAUAUUUAUGAAUUAAUUUAGUAUAGAAUUAUCUCCCUAAUUAUUGUAAUUGGGUUACCAUUUAAGCUUAUCAUUCUUUUAAAAUGUUACAUAUUUUAAAAGUAUUAUUACUCUGUAAAACAAAAUUGCUUGCUAUAUUUAUACCUUUUCUCAUAGAAAAUCUUUCAUCCUCAAAUUGUUGUAUUCCUACAGUCUGAAGAUUUAAAACAAAUUUUUGUGCCUGCAGUAGAGCCUGCAGAAGCUAACACAAGGAACUGGUCUUUUGAGAAAAUACUUGUGUAAAUUUUGAUACUGUAUUAAAACUAUUUUUUUAAAGUUCUGCAUAAAAUUGAGUAUCAAGUAAAUGUGUUCAUCUUAGCAACAGUAAUAAAUUAUUUAAUCUCA